This is a messenger RNA of Wasmannia auropunctata (little fire ant), 2525 nucleotides long. RefSeq lists its product as uncharacterized. The coding region runs from base 23 to 1483 and encodes 486 amino acids. The transcript has 2 exons. NCBI's taxonomy places the organism in Eukaryota, Metazoa, Arthropoda, Insecta, Hymenoptera, Formicidae. The record is from RefSeq and is a predicted model, not a curated record.
UUAGCUUCAGUCUCGUCGUGGCAUGAUGAUUAUUAAUAUCAUCGCGAUCCUGCUACUUGCAGGUGUAGUUUUUUCUUCCACACCAAUCCAAGGAUCGAUAUCGAUAAUAAAUGACAAUAUGAUAUUGAUUGAUUUACGUGCGAAUAAUUCAAACGUCAGCGAUGACCUUAAUGAAAUGAUUGAAAAAUUACGAGAAACAGAGAAACCGUGGGUUCGUAUGACAAUCGAUCUAGGAAAAAAAGUCGAGAUUAAUGGUAAAACUGACCUUGAACAGGAGUAUACCAAGGCGGGAAAUGACAUUGAAAAUAUCUUGCGACACGUGAUAUUACUGAUGCAAGAGCGUGGUAACAAUAAAAGGCUAAAUCAGAAUUCAAUUGCAUACGAGUUUUUGCACCAUGUUAUUAUGCUUCAAGAAUUACAAGAAUCUAUAAAUCUCGAUAAAAACGAUUUUGUAUUUUCUUGGAUGCUGUAUAAUCUUGAAUUUGCAUUGGAAAUGAAAAGAUUAAUUUCAAGAAAUGAUCUGUCUUUUGACUACGCCAAGUCGGUUGAAUACAUCUUAUCGCGCUUAAUCAAGUUGUUUUGUAUGAAAUGGCGACAAUUGCAUGAUGAUCUCAAUUACAUUUCACGAUGGAGAUCCUCCAAUUUAAAAAGACAAAUAGAAUCUCUUUUAAAAAAUAUGACUGCAGAUAAUCAACGACUACAUGAGAAAGCGAAAGAUGAUAAAUAUGUUUUUGAAGAUGGAAGCAACAGUGAAAUGAUCAAUAAUAAAAAGAUCAAGAUUGAGGAAGCAACGUUAAUUAAACAGAAUAAAGAAAAUCUUACUGAAACUAAUAAGACUGAAACAAGUGAAUCAUCGGAACAUAUAUGGAGUGAUCGUGUAACAUCUAAAAUAGAAACACAAGCUGUAAGUCGUCCAGAAUUAACAACACAUAUCGAAGAAUAUAUUAACGAUAACAAUCUUACUUCUAUUGCACCCGACCAGAAAUUUAUAUCUAAUAUGUCUGCUGAUGUUAAAGAUCAUACCAAUAGUACAUUUUUUUCUAAGAUAACACUUCGAGAUGAAGAUGUCAAGAAAAAAACUUCUUUAAAGCCAUCAGGAAAAUUUAUAGAUAUUCUACAAGAACAGAUGAAAGAACAAGAUGAAAAACAGUUUAGUCAGUUAAACAAUAUUUCCUUAAAUUUGCCAACCAUUACAAGCACUUUGGAAAAGACUGAUCAAUCGAAACGUAUUGGAACAUUGCAUGAAUCAAUACGACGAAAAAACGGCAUCCGAAAGACUUAUUCUCGAAGGACACUUCAAACUCUCGUUCCUUCCAAUAAAAUCGUAAAACGGAAAAAUAGAUACAUGCCAACGGGAAAAAUCGCUGACAAACAUCGUUAUAUUAAUGAGAGAAUGAAGAUGAAAAAUGCCUCGGCGAUAGACGAGAUUCUAGAGGCAGUCGAUGAAGUCUUGACAACGGAUAAGUCUGUGGAAGUGUCGUGAAAAGAAUCGAACACGAUUUUCGGUAUAUUCUAAUUUCAAUCAAGAAUUAGAGAGAAUUAGAAGAGAAUGUGAACAGAAUUUCGGGGUUUAGGAAACAAUAUAAAGUCCAAAAUCAGUACAUAAGACUCUCUAAGACGUCUUUUAAAUGCCUUUCUCGCAAAAAUGUUGUUAAGGCAUUUUUUAGACGUCUUUAAGAUGUCCCGAUUUUGGUCUUUAUGGUACCUGGGGAAAUAUGUGUUGACAACGUGUAAUUGCGUUAUACAAUUGAAGCCAUUAAUGGCUGUAGCUAUUAAAUUUUAAUUGUACAAUCAAGUUUUUCAGCUUACUAAUGCAUUUAACAUAAGAAUUUUAUUUCGUCUCGAAAAUUAAUGUAUACAUCAAGUCCGUGUAUUAACUUUCUAGUGCGCCUUGAGAUUUCUACGUAUGUGUGCGCGCGUAUGUGGCCAACGUUGCACAACGCUAAAUAUAUGUUUGAUACAUUUUUACUUUGUUCAUAGAAAACUCUAAUUUUAAGAAAUCUAAUCGAAUAUUUGGCUAAUAGCACGAAAAAUAGCUUUGCGACAGAAUGCAAUGAAAUACUUUAGAAAUUAAACACAAAUAGUAAAAGGCAUUAUAAUGAUUCUAACAGAUCUCGAAAGAUUUUCUUCUGAAUGUUCAUUAGAAAGUUAUACGAUUAUCCUAUCGUGGAUUUUGCAAGCGGCGGCAAUUUAAGCAAUCGGUGAAUGUACGCGGAAAAGUGCGUGACGACAGUUUCAGGCAAUUUCCAACAUGUCGAAGGAUGAAGAAAUUAGUAUCAGGUUGGCGCGAAGGAUAUGUAGGUCUAUCGAAUAACAUUAAAAAUCAUGCAAAUAAUCGCAAGCAUUAAUCAAUAGCGACUCAUUUGUUUUCGAUUCUAGAGAGUUCUAGAGAACCGUUGUCUUCUCAACGACUUCUUUUUACAAACUCAUUGUUCGUUUACAACUCGAAGCAAAAAUGAAUAGGAAGACGAUUAAUCUUUUGUGUUAAUUUUGUAUGUAUAUAAUAAAUAACAAUUACUUACAUA